This is a messenger RNA of Diorhabda sublineata, 4656 nucleotides long. Its product is annotated as sodium/potassium/calcium exchanger Nckx30C. Gene Ontology annotation, molecular function: calcium channel activity; calcium, potassium:sodium antiporter activity. Gene Ontology annotation, biological process: intracellular calcium ion homeostasis; calcium ion transmembrane transport. Lineage: Eukaryota; Metazoa; Arthropoda; Insecta; Coleoptera; Chrysomelidae. Gene Ontology annotation, cellular component: membrane. The record is from RefSeq and is a predicted model, not a curated record. The transcript is spliced from 7 exons. The coding region runs from base 44 to 1969 and encodes 641 amino acids.
UUCCCGGCCUCACAGUGGCAAUGACGGAACCUGUCCUGCCACUAUGACCCUUCGCGUUGCGUUUAUAUACUCCGCGGCGAUCUCGGUGGUGCUGUUGUUGGCCCAUCGACCAGCUUACGCUGGACAUGAACAACAAGAAGAUCGUCACUACCACCUGGAAAAUGACGUAGAAAAUGUGACGACGGUCUCGGUGUAUACUAUCUCUCCGGUGCCCGCUUUACAUCAUAAUGAAACUCUCCUACAAGAAAAAGAUCCGCUUUUUCCGAAAGACCUUUUCACGAAUGAACAACGUCGAAACGGCGCAAUUAUUCUUCACAUCAUUGGUGUUGUUUACAUGUUUGUUGCUCUAGCUAUUGUCUGCGAUGAAUUUUUCGUACCAGCACUUGAUGUCAUCAUUGAAAAACUUGACAUUCAAGACGAUGUCGCUGGAGCUACCUUUAUGGCAGCUGGUGGUUCGGCGCCGGAGCUGUUUACCAGCGUUAUAGGUGUUUUCGUUUCUUUCGACGAUGUCGGUAUUGGUACUAUUGUCGGUUCGGCUGUUUUUAACAUUCUUUUUGUUAUUGGAAUGUGUGCGAUUUUUUCGAAAACCGUAUUAACGCUCACGUGGUGGCCUCUAUUCAGAGACUGUUUUUUUUAUUCGGCUAGUCUCAUUACGCUUAUUGUAUUCUUCAGAGACAGCCACAUUUAUUGGUACGAAGCGUUGGUGUUAUUCUCGUUUUAUAUAGCGUACGUCAGUUUCAUGAAAUGGAACCAACCAAUGGAAAGGCUCGUUAAAAAACUCGUAUAUAAGAAUAAAGUGACCAGGGUUAGAAGUACCGAUCAACUCAUGCCUACGCACCAAGCCGCAGCUCAAGCUCUGCAUGGUACAGUUGCAACUUCGAGUGAAACGAGCGUCGGGACGCAGCCAGGUGGUAGUGUAACUUCUCGCACAGCUUCCGAAACACCCCAAUUACAACCUUCGAUCAGCCACCAUCAGACAGGUGCGAAAUUUCGUCAUGGGCUGUUACAACUCAUGAUACACACCAUUGAUCCAAUGCACGACGGUCAGUAUGCAGGUAAAGUAGACGAAAAAGCCACCCAGCUUCAUGCCAUCGCCUCCCUCAAAGUGCUGUUAGAUGCCACCAAACCCCAAAAUGGCGCAACAACGACCUCUGCUGCCAAUCAUAUUAAUUUAGCAACAAAGCAAGAAACUAUGCUUGCUCCAUCAUCAGGCUUAACAGACAUACCAAACGGAGUAGCUAACGCUUUGACUGAUAUUAACUUGGAUGCGCGGCGCAUGUCGUCGGUGCGCGCACGCAAGUCGUUAACUUCACAAGCAGUCGUAUGUCUACAGGUCGAUGGUGUCGAAGAAGAUCCUCCCGAAGCUAUGGACAUCAGCUGGCCUUCGGGGUUUCGAAAAAGAAUUACAUAUGUGCUCUUAGCUCCAAUCGUCUUCCCAUUAUGGCUCACCCUGCCAGAUACGAGGUCGCCAAGGGGUAAAAAAUUUUUCCCCGUAACAUUUCUCGGAAGCAUUGUAUGGAUAGCAGCUUAUUCUUAUCUUAUGGUUUGGUGGGCCAAUAUGGUAGGCGAUACCGUACUAAUACCCCCGGAGGUAAUGGGAUUAACAUUUUUGGCGGCAGGUACCUCCAUUCCCGAUCUCAUUACUUCGGUUAUCGUAGCCAGAAAAGGUUUCGGUGACAUGGCUGUCUCAUCUUCAGUCGGCAGUAAUAUUUUUGAUGUUACCGUCGGAUUACCAGUGCCUUGGUUGCUGUAUGGCAUCAUUUAUGGGAAACCAGUUGAAGUAAAUUCUGUUGGAAUGGUUUGUUCCAUUACAAUCCUUUUCAUGAUGCUUAUUUUCGUGAUUAUGUCUAUAGCCUGCUUCCGAUGGAAGAUGAACAAAGGACUUGGUUUUACCAUGUUCAUGCUCUAUUUCGUUUUCGUCGCUGUAUCAUUAAUGUUCGAAUAUCAAUAUCUAGUAUGUCCUUUUUAAGAAAAAAAUACGAGAUAAUAAGGACAAAAAACUAUAAAUAUAAAAGAAAAGUUUAAUGAGAGUGAUAUAGGUCGUAUUUUAAACUAACGUCUCAAAAAAAUUACUCGUAUACAAUGAAAUCCUAAACUAUACCUCGUAAAUCAUUAAAACUCGUUCCAAAAAACCGUUCCUUAAUUAAUUAUCAAUCACGGUGAUUUGAAUCAGGCAUUUCUUCAAAUAUUCUUUAACUCUUUCGUCAUGAUCAGACAAUGUGAAGUCACAUCUUUAAAUUUGCUCCAUUAUGUUUUUCUUUUCUUUUUACUCCAAAAAUCUUACUUGUUCAUUUCACUAUUGAAUUUGGUUGAAUUAGACGUUUCCGGCUCUUCGUCUGCUAUUUCAUUUCACUCUAGUUAAUUUAGGAAGUCUCAAACCAGCGUGGAUCUUAUGAUAUUAAAGCUCAAAUCUUAAUCAUUCCUUCGAUUGCUUGAAAAGUGCUUACUCAAGCUUUCAGAGUAUUUGUUUCUGGAUUCCUACACUUUAUUUUAGCUAUAUUUGCAGUUAUGGAACCGUCUACUGCACUUUAUCCAACUCCUUCAAAGGUUCUUGUCUAACGAGUACUCCAUUUUCAGUUCCUGUCAAUACAAGAUACCCAUUCUAGUCGUAUAAAUUACCUACAAGCCCCAUUCGUGUUUUGCACCAUCGAAUCAAAACCAUAUUUUUGCCAAAAACACUUGCAUCGCUACUAGAUGGGCCAUUUUCUCAAAGUACAAUAGGACUUUCCUAUUUUCUUCUUUAUCAAUUCCAUGUUGCAGAUUUUCUGUGGUUUUCUUGUAGUCUGGUAAACUGCUACAUCAGCCGCAGUUCUUAUCUAAACGAAACUCCAAUCUUUUCAAUGAUAGUUAUUCAUGCUAUAAGAACCUUAACCCUUGCUACCACUCAAGCGCACAAUCGUAAUUGUCACCCCAUGAUGGUAAGUUGACUUAUUUCUUAUGAAAGCACAACUUUUACUAUGUAUAACUUGGAAUUAGUGCGGAUUUUGCUUCCCCCAACCAUUUUUAUGAUUAACUGAUUUCUGUAAAAUAAACGUUACCGCAUUGAAAUACAAAUAUUUGCAGGAAACAUCAGAGCCUGUAGUUCUGAAAAUAUCUCACAGGAAUUAUUGAAAUUUUGUUUAGAAACUUCAAUUUCGUAUACAAAAGUUGAUUUGAUAGAGGAUUUUUCAUUUGAACUCAUUAUUGAUUGUUAUAAUGGAUUGUAAAUACAUCUACUCUUAAUUUCACAAACAUAAUAAAAUUUUGAUUAAGUUUUCGUUAUCAAUUGGAUGAUUUCCUUAUAGUUUUUUUAUUAAUUCUGCUUGACUAGUUAUUGUUAACAUGUUAACAUCAAUACGUCAUUAACUUCUUCUUUGCCAAAUUUGCUUGAGCUAGUCCGUUCACAAAUUAUCAAUGAUCCUCUUAUCAGAACAUUUUUCUAACCUUUUUUUUUGAUUUGUUAAUGGAACUUUCUCUUUUUAAUAUUUUAAACCUUAUAAUCUUGAUAAUCAUUUCAAAUUUGUGAUGAUAAUUUUUCUUUAAUGAAAAUCUGACUUCCAUUUUCGUCAAUUUCAUUUAAGUUAAUAAUAUUUGUCAUUACCUAACUUUCAAACUAAAACUGUAACAAUUAAAUAUGAAUUAUCUCAAUCUCAAUAUUUUGGUUUCUACUUUAUAGCGUAUGCAUCUGUGGUACCUACCAUGCAUAUUCAGUUCCUGGUCUCUCCACGGUGAACGCGAGUGCAAGUAUGUGAACUCGCCUUUACUCGCGAGCUUUCGAGAGUGAAUCAAAGCACGCGAGGACGUGAAUAAAUCGAGAGUGUGGAUUGGUAGCACUUCGUUCGUUUCGGGAGCUCUUGGGAGGUUAGGUUAGAGCAGGUUGGACUGUCUUCCACAUUUGAACUCGCGUCAUUACCUAUUGACUCAGUUAUUAGACAUUGUGAACCCCUCUAAUUUAUCCACUUGCCUAUUUGCGUUGGGGUAUACUCUUUCAAACUUAAAUAUUCGAACAUUACGCGAAGAUACAAUUCAUUUUGAUAUUGAGGUGUAAUUUUCGGGCUUCUACAAAUAUAUGUUUCAACAUUUUUAGAUUUGUCAGUUUUUAGAUUGAAUCUAUACAUAUGAUACUAUGAUAAAAAAUGAUUGUUUUGAUCUAUAUAUGGGUCAGGGGCAGCACAAAGAGACCAGCCUAAAUAUUAGUUAAAUAUUUUAUAAAUAAUUGACGUUAGUUUCGUAUACGGCAUUAGAAAAGUUUUUUUAGGAGAAUAAAAUCAUAAAUAUUAUUGUUAUUACAUACAUAUGGACAGUCUAAUAACCUAUAUUUGAAAAAUUUAUUAACAAAAAUUCCGAUCAAGAAUGAAAGAAUCUUCUAAUUAAGAUUCGGAUACAAAAAUUCUUCAGAGUUUUACAUUUUUAGUGCCUCCACAGGUAAAUCAAGUUGAUUUGGUAGAGUCGAUUUAGAGUACCAAAUCAAAUUCUAUAUAAACAACAUAUUUACGAUAGGUACUGUAUAAAUUAUUAUUUUAAUAAAUACACUUGUUGUUAUACAAUGAGUUUCGAAAAGUCGAAACUAUUAUUAUUCAUAUCAGAGAAUUUCGUAUGUACACUGUUCAAAAGUAGCAAUCAGGUUAUAAAAAUUCUAAAUUUUCAGAUGGUGUACAGAAGAGGACAAAAAAAAUA